This is a messenger RNA of Dromaius novaehollandiae (emu), 2315 nucleotides long. RefSeq names its product solute carrier family 10 member 1 (gene SLC10A1). Gene Ontology annotation, biological process: bile acid and bile salt transport. Lineage: Eukaryota; Metazoa; Chordata; Aves; Casuariiformes; Dromaiidae. Gene Ontology annotation, cellular component: membrane. The record is from RefSeq and is a predicted model, not a curated record. The coding region runs from base 342 to 1418 and encodes 358 amino acids. The transcript is spliced from 6 exons. Gene Ontology annotation, molecular function: bile acid:sodium symporter activity.
GCCAAAUUGCAGCAACUCCCUCCCCAUCCUCUGGUUAAAAUACUUCCCUAAUUCUGUGCCAGAGAGAAAAAGACAGCAGUCCUACAACAACACAUACUCUGAGAAUUUCACUAUCUAAAAGAUUCUUUUAGACACAGGCAUUAUGUUCUGCAAGCAGAGGACAAGAUCUUACCAAGGGAAAAAGAUUUUCUUGAAUCAGAAGGACUGAAGAGUGUUACUGCUCACCAAGUUCAACCAGGAAUGGAUGGAGCAGCAAGUAAUCUCACUGAAGCCUCCUAAAGCUGUAUUCACAGGCAUUUAAGAUUUCUGAAUCAACCCCUUCCUCACCUUGCGAGCCACUUAUGGAAGAAGGGACCUCUAAACUCUUCGGCAGGAUGAAUAAGACCAAGGGAGCCCUUGAGAGCCCAGAGCUUUGGAGCCCGGGUUGCAUAGAGAGCACCUCCUUGACCAGCGCUGCACCACCGUUUGCAUUUGGCCAGCAGGCCACAGACAAAGCCCUGAAUGCGAUUCUUAUUGUGGUCCUCUUCAUCGUCAUGGUAUCUUUGGGGUGCACAAUGGAGAUAACCAAGAUCACAACUCACCUCAGGAAACCCAAAGGGGUAGCAAUUGCUGUAAUGGCUCAAUACGGUAUAAUGCCUUUGACAGCAUUUGUUUUGGGCAAGCUUUUCCAGCUAGGUACUAUAGAAUCCCUGGCCAUCCUCAUCUGUGGCUGCUGUCCAGGUGGAAACCUUUCAAACAUCUUUAGCCUGGCACUGAAAGGAGAUAUGAACCUCAGCAUUGUAAUGACCACAUGCUCAACAGUCCUGGCAAUUGGACUAAUGCCUCUGCUUCUGUACCUUUAUUCGGGAGGACUAUAUGAGGGUGGUCUGGAGGGCAAGGUGCCAUACAAAGGAAUAAUCAUCUCCCUGGUCCUUAUGCUAAUCCCCUGUGCUAUUGGCAUCAUCUUGAAUGAGAAGAAACCACAGUACACUGGCUUUGUCAUCAAGAUAGGGAUGGCUGUGCUUCUACUAUCAUCUGUUGCAAUAAUCGUUCUGUCUGUCAUCAAUGUUGGAAGCAACAUCAUGGCCACUUUCUCACCAGCGCUCCUGGGAUCUUCUGCCUUGAUGCCUUUUAUUGGAUUCCUGCUGGGCUACAUUCUCUCUGCAGUUUUCAAGCUUAACGACCGAUGCAGGCGGACAGUGUGCAUGGAAACUGGCUGCCAGAAUGUACAACUUUGCUCUACUAUACUCAAGGUCACCUUUGCCCCAGAAAUCAUUGGUCACCUGUACUUCUUCCCACUUCUCUACUUGAUAUUCCAGCUUGGAGAGGGCCUUCUGCUCAUCCUGGUCUUCAGGAUCCACGACAGAAUAACAAAACCAAAUGAGCAUAGUGAAAGUCACCUCCUGCUACUGCUCAGAAAUUUUCCUGAAGAAAGCUGAACAUUAUCAUCCGGAAUUCCUGUGAUAAGUCAAUGGUAGCAGCAAAUAUUUGCAGGGAAGUCUUCCAAGAUGCUCACUUUUCAGAUUCCUGUUAUACUUGGAAAUGGUGUUCAUAUCUGCCCUGUUAAGCCUAGUAAACCAUCUGAACAGUGAUGAAUACAAACCAAACCUCCAUCUCCUAGGUGAAUAAACACUUUGAACACUGAAAUGAGUUAAUUCAAGUAUGCUGUUCACUACAGACAAACUCCAGAACUGUUCUGGAAAAAAAAGGAGUGGGAUCAUACCGAUCCAAAACCCCCAACAGUCUUCUGUAAGCAGGUAGCAUAACGCUCUCCUGAAGUCUCCUUUCCUCCUCCCUGCAGUUAUGAUCACCACUGCCCUUUCUGGGAAGAGAACAAAGCCAUCUUUAUUCCUUGCAUUUCACAUACUACCUGGACUGUCUGGACACAGCUGUAAGUGCUUACAACCUGUGUUCUGGGUUUAAAUAUCUGGAAAACUGUAGAGGGCAGCAACUGGUGUUCAGGGGAUGCUAGCAGAAUUACAAGCAGUGACUUUACAUGGAAGUUGAAGAGAAGAACAAAAGGUGAGCACAGACCUCAAGAGAGAACAGUGAUCAGAAAGCAUUACACUCAUUUGUAAGGGCAGACACACUAUGGCAACUGCAUUCAUCUUUAACAUUACAGGCUUCUUAUUCUCUAAGCAGUAACUAAAGCAUAAAUGAUUCAUCCUUUCCACUAUGAGCUAUUAUAGGAGGGUUCCCUUUAUUAUUAGGUUUCUCAUUUCAAAACAUAAAUGCCCAUUAAGAUAGAGAUCUAAGGACAGCUAUAUUGUGACUAUACCAAAAAAGUCUCACCAAGGUAGCUUCCUGAAUGAGCUAACUUUAAGACUGCUUGGUUC